Molecule: messenger RNA, 7105 nt
Organism: Osmia lignaria (orchard mason bee)
Lineage: Eukaryota; Metazoa; Arthropoda; Insecta; Hymenoptera; Megachilidae
Source: RefSeq, a predicted model, not a curated record
GAUCCAAAGAGUUUUCGAAACGAUUAUACACGUAUGGAAAGCCGUCUCUCUCGUGGGAAGAAGCAGCCAGAAUACAGAGUACGGUCUCAGGGUAUCCGAGAUAUCUUCUAUUUCGUCAAUGGUGUUCAGAGAUUCUCAUCCCGGCAUCCAAGCCAUUAUAUGAAUAGAGGGGUUUGUUAUCGCUCUACCGACUUCCUGUCGAUGAAUCCUUCGUCUCCGUAUAUCGAGCAUGCCAGCCUAAAGGUCUAUUGUGUACCCGCGGUUUUGUCACCUUUUCUUCUCCAGAUUUAAUGACCGAACCAUUCUCGGUACCAUUCCAUUUCUCUUCUCGUACGAUAUUCACCUGUAACGUUAUUUUCCUCGAGAUUCCUCCAAAGAUUCGCAUCCUUCUACUUUAAAGCUCGAUACACUCGAGAAAUCCACUGUUUCCGUACCUCGUGUCACGUAGUUACAUUAACUCGCUCUAACAAGGAAGCUUGCCUGUAAAAGAGGAGAUACGUCGGAAAAUCGGGUCAGCUGUUGUUACUUCGAGUUGUUGGUUUGCACAGCGCCAACAUUGUGCCGUGUAACACGUUGACUUUGACUACUAGCCUCGAAAGAGGGAUACGUACGUGCCAGAAGUUGGCCGAAGUAAUCGCUUGCAGCCAGUCUAUUGGCUUCGAGUGUGGUCCUUCAGGAAGUGCAGACAAUUUGCAAUCGUGUUGCAUUUAGUUACCGCAUAUCGAAUAGUCAAUUUCGAAAUGUAUAUAUCAAUCGUAACAGGAUUUCAUCAAUUUUUAUCUUCACAUCGGUCAUUCGAUAUUCAACAAUUUAAUGUUCAAACGAAGGUAGUCUAUGAAACGUUAAAAGUAAUCCAUGCCUGGCUGAAACGCUGUUCGAUAUUCUCUAUUAAUCUAUCAUCGGGUAAUUUCCAUUCGACAAACAUCCUUAAUCGUACGAUUGGAAAUGGUACAUACCGGUAAAUCCGUUCGCGUUAAUUUGCCUUUCAUAUCUCCCGUAUUCCUUCGCCUGUGUGGGUGCGUUAUCCGCAAACCAAACCGUGUACCAUGCAUCGUUCCGACACAAUUAAACGAAACGGAAAUUGGGAUAACUAACUGUGAGUUUCCUGUUUUCCUUGCAAAUCUUCCUGCAUAAGUAUCUGUAUCCAUGAUGCGUUUAUUCAAAUCGUGUCGCAUCGAAACUUUUAUGUUAAAUCCAACGUAUUUGAAUUUUGAUUCGUUUCAAAAUUAAUCUUUGUAAAGCUCAGGCAUUUCAAAGUCGCUUCGAGUUAUUUUUGAAAACCCCAGGAUGUAAAUUCAGACCCUCCCUUGACGAAGAAGUUAGGGUUGCGUGAUCAGACUUUGACGAGCAAUCAGUGUCAGAUGUUAAAUUGGACAGCCAAGUUUAAUUAACCUUUCCUGCAUUAAUCCUUUGAGCUUUGUAAUUUUCAAAAAAUAUGGUAAUUUAUCGCCAAAGCCGCAAAGUCGACUUUAGCUUCGCGCAGGGGAACAAAGGAUUAAAAAUCACAAAGGAAAAUCUCUGCACAAUUGUGAAAUAAAUCUUUAUGAAACGAAAGCAUGAAUUCGCAGCGGUUUAUCCAAUAAUGUGUCGCGUAAUCGAAUCUCCGGGGGUAACGCCAGUACAGGACCGACGGGUGAGAGCUACAUUUGCGUAAAUAAUUCUACACCGAUAGGAUAAUCAAUGCGUGGGGGAUUACGGUGUACAUAUAUCGUUAGUUUGUUACCGGGGAUAUUAGUUUCCGGCUGUUUCUGCGCGUGCAUAUGAACACAAAGCGUGCGAAACGAUAGAUAUUCCCGCGGAUAUGCUCAUUAGAAUACAUCAUCUCGUACAAUGAUACUGUGCCUCUCACUGUUCGCGCAAACAAUAUUAAUUCUUCAAAUUUCAUUUUCUCCAAUCAAACAUCACAAUAGACAUUAAUAUUUGAAGCAUUUAGAAUUUAAAUUUUGGGGAGAAUUUCCCUGAAUCUUAUAGUAAAUUAUUUAUAAAAUUUCAGCAGGUAAAAGGAUUUUUAUGAAAAACAGCUUCCAUUAAUCGAAUAAGCGAUUCAUUUCAAUUAGCCAGGUGUCAGGUAGCCUUUAAAUUUCCAUCACCUUACACGUGGCGUUAAUCCAUAGAUCGGUAUGUUUCUUAAAAAUAGAAGAGAAAUUAUUGAAUUUCAUUAAGAGGUUUCUGCUCCAAAUAUCAGCGGUGCUAAUGCGCAUAAUUAUAUCGCGCCUCGCUUUGAUUACUUUCCAAUAAUACUUUGUGUAAUUUUCAUUGCACCUUUGGUCUGAUCUAAUUACGGUCCUUUCAUUAGGUGCUCGAUUUUUAUCUUUGCAUUCUUAUCCGUCCACUUUCUAUUCAUUAUAAUGGAUGCUGAGUGCUUCAAACGUCUUCGAAGACUGUUUUAUUAAUUUCCAAGGCUUUUUUACUAAUACUUCUGUUUCUUUUACAGGUGUCAUCGAUUAAUUACGUAACCAAGAUAUGAGUAAUACGGGUAUUUACUUCGCGGUGGGAAACCACGGGCUAGAGGACGUGCAAACAUCGCCUUAAAGCACUUAAUCCGGCUUAAUCCUGUGCAUACCUUUCACGGCUCCUUAAUGUCGCUUCGGUUCGUACGUUGCGGUUCGUACACAGCCUUCUCGAAGUUGCCCGCUCGAUUAUUCGUGUUUGAAAGGCAAGCACCUGCUCGAGAACACUUGACAAAUUAGUUAUUAUGUCAACAGAGCUAUCGAAAGAAUCUAAGGUCCAAGGAAUUGUUCCAUUCUAUUCUUCAAGGAACAGAAAUUUUUAAAGAAAUUCGCAUUUACGUGUCAAAGUAAACGGAUAGUUACAUUAAUGGUGUCGAAAUUGUUUACAGAGUGACAUCCAGUAACUUCGAGGCUUCGAACACCAUUUCCUCUCGAAACUUUUCAAAUAAAGCCGACUAACAACAGGCUGGAAAGUUGAGAUACAUCCUGGAAAUCGUUCGAACGACUACACCCGUUUGGAUAACUUGAAGAACCGAUAUGUUUGCCGAGCUUUCGAAGAAAGAAUCGAACAGACGUUAUUCCUUGCUUGAUUCUAGUUUUUGGGAAAAGCUGUACCUCAGUCGAAUCGAGGGAAUAAACGAGGCCCCGUGUAGGUGGAUAAAGGAAAAGCAGGAUAGGAGGAAGAAACCACAAAACCAAUAGUGGCGUGCAAGCAUCUUUCACCGAGAAAAUAUUUCCCACUAGACGUUCCACCAGGAGUCUUAUAUACGAUCGGGAUCCAGACACGAGUAAACAUGAUUCUCUUCGGCCAACAUGUCCCCGAAGAAUAGAGCUUGGAUCGAAAUGAUGCAGUGGGUCAUUUGAAGUCAGUGCAGUGGGUGCAAUGGGUGCAGUGGGUGCAGUGGUGCAAGUCAACGAAUGACAAGGAUACAGACAACGUGGACAAUGAAGUGGUGCUUGGUGAUGCUGAUUUUGGCCGGUGUCACUCGGGCCGACAACUCCGUCGAGUCGACGUAUAUGAACUUCAGAUGCCCUCCGCUGAAUUCGCAGGAAGAGAUAGAUCUUAAUGCGAUAAUGGGCAAAUGGUACGUGGUGGAAGUGUUGGAGCACAAAGUCGACCCUCUGAAACCUUUGAGCGGAUCGUACGUGGUGAACUCUUGUCCGAUAGUGAAGCUGAGAGCGAUCGAGAACGCGGCCAAGUUUUUCUCCUCGUUGAGGCUCUUGUGGUCCGAGGAGAUGGGCAAUCUUGAGUACACUUUUCGAAUACCGGACAUCACCAGGAAGCCGGGUUUCUGGAUCUCCGAUUCUCAGCAAAACGGUACUCUGGUGCAGAAACAGUACUCGCAGUUCACCGGGAACGUGUACGUGAUGAAAGCAGUCGCAUCGGACAUGGUGUUGACUUUCUGCGCCGGAAAUCCUGACAAUCAGCUUUACUCGCUGCUGCUGGCGCGCGAGCAUAUCCUCUCGAAGAGCGACAAGCGUGGAGUCCACAACCUCCUCGUUCGUCGUGGCCUGAAGAUCGUCAACAUCCGAGAGACUUGUAUGAACAGCGCUGCCUUGCGAAGAGCUUCCAUCAAUCUGAUCGGUUUACUCGGAUUGAUGGGGGUGUUGUUCAACGUUCUCUUCGGCUCCUGGUAGUGGUGAUCGUUGAUAAGAAAAAAACGAUCGAAUUUCUGAGAAAAAUCGUUAGCUGACUUGGGCUGAUCAUUCGCGACGAUUCUCUUUCCUUUCUUCCGUUCGAGAAUCGUGGCACGUUUUUCAUUUUUCGGAUCACCAGCGGAGGGAGAACAGAGGAUGACAAUAUUGCAGAGGGUGUUUGAGAAAUGAUAUCAAUUGGAUCAUCGUUAACGAUACUGCCAUCGAUGCUAAGGGAUUAUUCAAAGAUUCUAUCUUUUAUUUCAACAAUCAUUCAGUAAUUUUAUUUUUUUUUCCUUAGGUGAUCCUGAUACACCUUCAAAAUUGAAUGCUGCGCUAAUUAAGCUGUCGAACCAUGGCUCUAUGGGGAAUCAAAAUUUUGUCAAAUCAAAAUCAGUUUCAAUUUCAGCCGUCCUGGUUCUUGGUUUCCUGAUACCAAGACAGUGUUCUUUCAAUGAAAUUCUCAGUCGAGGGAUCUCUUAUAGUAUACAAGAGAAGGAGUAGGUCGUUACUCUUCGCGGAUGAAAAAACGGCCCUUAAUUGCCAACGCAGCUAACGAUCUCGCGUCUCGUGUCUGUUGCAGAACGCAAUCGUAACGAGAAUCUCGCCGAAAAAUAAGAAAGAUGAACUAAAAUAGAGAAAAAAAAAGAAAAGAGCCGAAAGGAAUUCGUGGACGAGGAACACGAUUCGACCGUCCUGGAUUCCAUUUCUCGCGACAAUGCCCAGCUUCCAUGGGAACGAUUCGAUUCGAUUCGUUUCGUUUCCGCUCGAUUCUCCCACUCGGAAUACACUCGGGUCGUCUUGGCCCUUGUUGUCCUCGUUAUCGCGAGAUUUCGUUCCUUCUCGAAGGAGACGCCGAUCCCUCGAGCGUUCUCGACUGAAACAAUACGGGCUCGAUGAUACCUGUCCGUUCGCGUAUUUAUAAUAGCCUAGAUGAACUCGUUCUCGUUGAUCGAAGAGGAAUCGAAGUGUUCAAUGACCCGAUGUCGUGUCGGCUCUUUCAGUUCGAAGACGAUGGUGUACGAUUACACCCUUAGGAAUUAGAGACAGAGAGAUCAUUUAUUUUUAAAUCAUUUCUUAAUGGAGGGAGCUCUUUUAUUUAGAAGUUUGGGUAUCUAAAUUUAUUAAAAGUUAUUCAAGGGUUAAAUGUGUAGCCAUGAAUUAAUUUUUCAAACUGAAGCAUAUUUAACACCCCUAAUUUUAAAUUACAUUAAAAAAUGAAUAUCCUCAGAAAAAUAUUGUCUCGGUAAAAGUAAAAUGCUCCUUGCUCCUUUCACAUCGAAUUGAAAUCUUACAAAGGUUCACAAUUUGAUUAUCCUUCACGAUUUCUCGUCUGAGAGGUAGUAACUCGAACCCUAGGAAACAUAUCUCAAGAAGCUACCAUUACUGGAGAGAAGAUGGUGAAAUUCAGCUCGAUAACAAAAGAGGGUUUCGUGUAGAACGCGAGAAGAAAAUUUUCCUCGUGAAAUAUCCGCGACACGUGUCGGAUAACCGGGGGCUGAAAGGGUUGAACACUGAGUACCGAUUCUUCCAAGCAAAAGAUAAUCCUCUGAAGUGGACGAGCUUCUCUCGUGAACAUUAGUCGCGUUAGAUAGAAGAAAAAAAAAAUGCAUGUUUGUAUGUAAAUUCUCGAUUCGUGGAUUUAAGAAGACAAUAGUACUAUUCCGUGUGAAUUUUCACGCUAAAAUUCCGCGUGGCAUCAUCUUUAUGAUAGAAAAUUCGAACAAAGGCCGGAUUUGUCGUGAAACAAUUAGAAGAAGAAGAAGAAGAAGAGACCGGUAGAAUUCUAUUCGCUGUUCUUCGAUCUUCUUUUUUUAUUUAUUGUAUUUCAUAUCGAUCGUGUCACGAUUCAUUCCGUGAGUCUUUCUUCUGCCUCGAAUUCGAAAGAGGAAGAUUCUAUUCGACGAUGGGGAAGAGCAGUGUACGUUGUACCAUUGUAAGAUAGUUUCCAUUAAAUCGUUAGAGACGAUUAUUAUUAUUAUUAUUAUAAUAACUGUGUGUCAUGAUCGAAGUUGACCUAAAAUUAUUCGAUCGAGUAAUCGCGUUCGUUUUACUCAAUCGCAAUCGCUUCUCAAUCAAAGAAUCUUCGUACGCUGAACACGAUUUUCUCUUUUUAUACUUACCGAAAUGUAUUCGUUCGGACGAUGUUUUUAUAUGAACCCUCGAUUAUCUGCCAGUAUUCAUGUCCCGUAUGCCUUUUUAUACGGACUUUCGAACGUACAAAAUUCUAUUGUAAAAGAUUUUUUACCCUGUAUCCUGCGCGUUUGAAUUUGAAUGCGAGCUGCCGCGUUAGAUGUGGGACAAAUCGAGUCUGCUAAUUUGAGAUAUAAACUCCUCCAACGAUGGAAAUUGAAAUUUAAUUCUAGGAUUGUUCUUCAUUUUAAUUUUCUGAAUUUUAGACUAUUCGUAAUUUCGAAUGGUGGCAAAUGAAAUUUAAUUUUGGGAUCAUUAUUCGUUUUAAUUUUCUGAAGUUUGGAUUAUUCCUUUGAAAUUUGGGCUUCUAAUUUUAUUAGAAAUUAUUAUUGUCCCACAAAUAGCGUGCUAAAAUACUUCUUCCUCCAGUUUACAUGUAUCGUUAAUAUUAAAAAAAGCAAACGAAUGCGUUUGAGUGGAGUCUUGCGUUUAUCUAACGCAAUUUCUAAUGGCUACGUGAUUCUAUAAUUGAAACUGAAUAAGAACAGUUACGAUUUAUUUAAUGAAAAAAUUCUACGAAAGAAAACUGCUAUCUGUACAUAUAUCCUCGGAUAUGAAACAGUCUACUGUUGUAACAACGUUGAUGAGCAUUUAAUAUGAACUCGUUAAAUUAUUGAAUGGCAAUCGCAAAAGAGUACGCCGUGUUAUGUUUUAAAUGCUCUAGAGUCUUUAUUUAUUGUACAAAAAUAAAAGAAUGCUCGAUAUAAAGAUGAAUAAAUAAAAUGAAAUAUAUAUAUAUAAUAAUACGAUCUAGUACCUAAUACGAUGUAAUCGUAUGCUUAUUAUGUGUAUAAAUAUGAAACAAUAAAGAGAUCACUUGGACGGUU